Messenger RNA from Zootermopsis nevadensis, 1010 nucleotides. RefSeq names its product transcription initiation factor TFIID subunit 10. NCBI's taxonomy places the organism in Eukaryota, Metazoa, Arthropoda, Insecta, Blattodea, Termopsidae. Gene Ontology annotation, biological process: transcription initiation at RNA polymerase II promoter. Gene Ontology annotation, molecular function: RNA polymerase II general transcription initiation factor activity; promoter-specific chromatin binding. The record is from RefSeq and is a predicted model, not a curated record. Gene Ontology annotation, cellular component: nucleus; transcription factor TFIID complex; SAGA complex.
GUUUUGUGUUACUGGUGUCUUGCUUAAUUUAUUGAGGAAGAAUAUUGGAAGUAUGUGUCUUUCCUGCUAUGCUUUAAGAUGAUAAAUUGUAUACUAGACGUUUGCGUGGCCCAACUAUUUUUAGCCGUUGAACUGGUUUUGCGUAUAAAUAGCCUAACAGUACGUCAUCUGCAUAACGUCCAGCCAGUACUUAUUGAGAGAGAAAGUUUGAUCUCUCAUAUAGUAAGUGUUUAAUAAGUGUAAAGUGCAAGAAAAUCAACGUAUAACAUUAUACUUUCGGGACGAUGUGAAGCAACACACACGGUGGAAGACUGAAACUUUUGGAGACAUUUGUGACGAGCGACCUGCAAGUUGCCAGUGAAGGAUGAAUUCUUCAAACAUGAACAUUGGAGAUGGGAAUCACCAUGCUUUAGAUGCUUCUCCCAUUUCAACUAAUAAUGAGUUAGGAUUAUCAGGUGCAGGGGAUGGAAGGACAGCUGGACAACCCUUGUCUGACUUUCUGCAACAGCUGGAGGACUACAUCCCCACAAUCCCAGAUGCAGUCACCGCCUUCCAUCUGCAGUCAGCUGGAUUUGAAACGUCAGAUCCAAGGAUAAUUCGUCUGGUGUCACUGGCUGCUCAGAAAUUUGUAUCAGAUGUUGCUAAUGAUGCUCUGCAGCACUGUAAGACGAGGGGAGCCUCUCAGAUAAGCAAGACAAGCAAGGGGAAGGAUCGUCGAUACACCCUCACCAUGGAAGACUUGACGCCUGCCCUUGCUGAGUACGGAAUCACCGUGAAGAAGCCGCACUAUUUUGUAUGAAAAUAAACUAUAUAAAAACUUACUGUGUUGUUCAUAAUUCUAUUGUUAUGUGUCAAAGUAAUUUUUGCGACGAUGAGAAAGGAACUUGCAGAAACUUUAAUACCAUGCAAUUGUAACCUUUUUUUUCACAUCAGUAGCGUUUCCUCCAUGUUUACCAUGGAAGAAAGAACUAUAGAACGAAAGUGACAUAAAAAUUAAUAACAUUUUUCAA